Molecule: messenger RNA, 204 nt
Organism: Blepharisma stoltei
Lineage: Eukaryota; Ciliophora; Heterotrichea; Heterotrichida; Blepharismidae
Source: the annotation of a GenBank genome assembly
AUGUCACUUGAUUGGAGAUUUUCCUCAUGCUAUAUUUCUUCAAGUACUUUUGGCCGAAAAUUGUUUUUUGUAGUAAAUCUUAAUUCUCAAAUAAACACUGCUUCUUAUGAUCUCGACAAUAGACCAAGCAAAUCUAGAUUUCAGAACUGCUUGCUUAGCAAUUCAAAACAAUUUAGACCAAUUCUAAAUUUUAGUGUAAGGUAA